CUCCGGUGCUGCCGCCGAGGAAAGAAAGAACCAGGGAAAGAGACGUGGCGAAUCCGGUUGCUACCUAAUUUACCAACUACUUCCACCAGCCCGCUUUAUCCAUCGGCCACGCAGCAUGGCCCGCACCGAUGGCACGCGAGCGCCACCGGCGCCACCGGCGCCGUCGGCUGGCCUAGGCCACGUCCGUCAGAAGCGAGGCGCGUACGAAAAGCCCUCUGGUCCACCCAAGCCGGCCCCGAACCCUGCUCCCGCCGGUCAAGGGUCGGGGUAAGAGGCGGGUAUAAUAAUCAGUCGAAUUCCUGCAAGCCAAGUAAGCCCAUGUCCUCCCACGUCGCGCGGAUUAUGUAAAUAAC
Messenger RNA from Thermothelomyces thermophilus ATCC 42464, 353 nucleotides. RefSeq lists its product as uncharacterized. Lineage: Eukaryota; Fungi; Ascomycota; Sordariomycetes; Sordariales; Chaetomiaceae. The transcript has a single exon. Bases 116 to 271 code for a protein of 51 amino acids. The record is from RefSeq and is a predicted model, not a curated record.